Diachasma alloeum is the source of this 2822-nucleotide messenger RNA. RefSeq names its product acyl-CoA synthetase short-chain family member 3, mitochondrial. The transcript has 15 exons. Bases 505 to 2586 code for a protein of 693 amino acids. NCBI's taxonomy places the organism in Eukaryota, Metazoa, Arthropoda, Insecta, Hymenoptera, Braconidae. The record is from RefSeq and is a predicted model, not a curated record.
GUCGCAGUGACCGAGAUGAGGCAAGUGAUGCUGACCCACCCCCACGGUCUGUCACCGCUCUCACAUCCAUGUUGACCCAUCACGUGAUAAAAAUUUUCAACAACUGUACCACAAGUCUGUCACAUCCCCACUGCACCAAGUAAUCAAUUCAGUGACCAUUGAAAUAAUCCCAACCCUGACUGGUCUCCGGGGUCAUCCCGGAAAUCGGGAAUACAAAGUUGGACCAGUUUGUCCUGGGGAAAGGAUAAAAUUGAGUUACAAACGUGCCAACAUAGUGUCCAAGUUUGACUAGUUUCGCCACCUCUCUAACAAGUACGAGUAGAAAGUUUAAGGAUGGAAGAGCAAAUAUCGAGAUAAAGGAUAUUGGGUGAUCAGUGACGUUCCAGUGGAUUUUUCUACACGAGAGAAAAAUUACUGUGCAAUCUAGAAAUUUCAGUGCAUGGACUGAACCUCGUCGACUCGACGGCGUUAUAAUAAGAAUAAUAAUUCUCAUUAUCCGACAAUAUGCUCUCGUCAGUGGACGCAGAUUUUCUUGAUCCCAAGGUGAAGGAUGAAGAGAAAACACUGGGACCAUGUUUCGGAAAAACGAGGAAAAACAGAAUGGGCGAUGAGAGUGAUUUCAUACUAACGAAGAAUCCAUAUUACAAUAAAAUGUACGAAGAUACAUUUAAAAAAUCAAUCGAGUUUCCGGAGGAAUUCUGGGCUGAUAUAGCUCAAUGCGUUGAAUGGAGCAAGCCUUGGAACAAAGUUCUCGACAAUUCAAAUGCGCCCUUCACAAAGUGGUAUGUGGGUGGUGAAAUAAAUGCUUGUCACAAUGCAAUUGAUCGCCAUGUGAAAGCUGGAAAUGGCAAGAAAACAGCACUCAUACAUGACAGCCCCAUGACCUCGACAAAUCGUAAAGUGACAUACGACGAACUUUUGGAAAAAACUUCGAGACUUGCAGGCGCUUUGGCUGAUAUGGGAGUGAGAAAAGGCGAUCGUGUGCUUAUUUACAUGCCACUGAUUCCUGAAACUAUUAUCGCUGUUCUUGCGACUGCAAGGCUUGGGGCGGUCCACUCGGUUGUUUUUGGCGGUUUCGCCCCGAGGGAGUUGGCAACGAGGAUUGAUCAUGCCGAACCCAAAGUUCUCAUUGCUGCAAGUUGUGGAUUGGAGCCUACGAAAAUUAUCAAAUAUACAAAAAUGAUUGACGAAGCAUUAGAGCUAAUAUCAGUAGAAAAGCCAAAAUGCAUAGUGUUUCAACGGAGAAACGUGUGGGAGGCGCCAUUAUCAAAUGGCCAGGAGGAUUUCGAGGAGUUGUUGAACAGAUCUGAGCCACAUCCGUGUAUUCCAAUUGAGGCGAACGAACCCCUCUAUUUACUCUACACAUCCGGAACAACCGCCGACAAAUUGAAAAUAAUCGUAGAUAAGCCCAAGGGGGUUCAGAGACCUGUUGGUGGGCACAUUGCUACACUCUGUUGGACCAUGAAGAUCCUCUAUGGAAUGGAUAAAAACUCUAUCUGGUGGGCGGCUUCUGAUCUCGGUUGGGUGGUUGGAUUAUCGUAUAUCUGUUACGCUCCUCUUCUUUAUGGCGCUACUAGUGUCAUGUUUGAGGGUAAACCUGACAGAACACCUGAUGCUGGACAGUAUUUUAGAGUAAUUGAACAGCAUGGAGUCAAUGCAUUAUUCACUGUACCCAGUGUAUUUAGAGUUCUUCGAAGGUCAGAUCCAGAUACGAAAUUGGGGAUGAAAUAUUCAACGAAAACUUUGAAGGCGAUUUUCGUUGCCGGUGAGCACUGCGACUACGAAUCGAAAGCUUGGGCAGAAAAGGUGUUCAAAGUACCAAUAUUAAAUCACUGGUGGCAAACAGAAACAGGUCACGCUAUAACCGCCACUUGUCUCGGUCUUGGACAAAAUGUAAAACCACCUCUGUAUACCACAGGAAUGCCUUUUCCCGGAUACGAUGUUCAAAUUCUCAGGGAAGAUGGGAGUUUAGCUUCGCCUCGUGAACUCGGUAGAAUCGCCGUCAAGCUACCACUCCCUCCUGGAACAAUGUCUACUCUUUACAGGGCGGCAGACAGAUUCAAGGAUAUUUAUUUCUCCAAAUAUCCAGGGUAUUACGAUACAAUGGACGCUGGAUAUAUCGAUGAAUAUGGGUAUGUGUAUGUAACAGCGAGGGACGACGAUGUAAUCAAUGUUGCGGGUCAUAGAAUCUCGACCUCUGCGCUUGAAGAUGUGGCUCUCGGACAUCCCGAUGUUGUGGAUGCCGCUGUUGUUGGAGUUCCUGAGCACACAAAGGGAGAAGUUCCCCUGUGUCUAUACGUCAUGAAGAAUGAGGCAAUGAAGAAUGAAAAGGAGAUCAGCCAAGAGCUCGUAAGUCGAGUGCGACAAUUGAUCGGACCCAUAGCAUCUUUCAAAUUGGCUGGAGCUGUCAAGGGACUUCCCCGGACUCGGUCUGGAAAAAUUAUUCGGAAAUCUAUUGCCGAUUUGGCGCGGUCGAGAGUCAUAAAAAUGCCUAGUACAAUUGAAGAUCCCACUGUUUAUAUCGAUAUUAAGAGAGUUCUCCAAAAAUUAGGAUACGCUAACUCCGGACAAAUUUACGAUAAUUAAUUGAAAAUAGAAUUUCAUGUUAAUAGAGAAGAUCAAUUCCGAGAGAGAGAGAGAGAGAGAGAGAGAGAAAAAGCUACAAAAUAAUCACAAUAAUGAAUUAAUAAUAACUAUCUAUCUGUACAAAAAGGUUUUUUUAUUACCCUCGGGCAUGUACCAACAGUAUGAUAGACAAUGUGUUAGAAAUGAAAUUUUCACUGUUCACUGUUAAUAAUUGAAUGAAUAUAUCGAUCAAUUUC